Messenger RNA from Colletotrichum acutatum, 2537 nucleotides. RefSeq lists its product as uncharacterized. The record is from RefSeq and is a predicted model, not a curated record. NCBI's taxonomy places the organism in Eukaryota, Fungi, Ascomycota, Sordariomycetes, Glomerellales, Glomerellaceae. Bases 444 to 2456 code for a protein of 670 amino acids. Gene Ontology annotation, molecular function: RNA polymerase II transcription regulatory region sequence-specific DNA binding; DNA-binding transcription factor activity, RNA polymerase II-specific; protein binding. The transcript has 2 exons.
ACAUCAGUCGGGCCCGCCGUUUUCACACUGCCACAGCCACUCUGUCGGUUCAGUCUGUGAGAGUGAGACUGACAGCCUUCGCUUGCGAGGUGAAUGCGCAAUCUGUAUCCCACGCCCAGCAAACCAGCACGUACUACAAUCAACACCAAUUUGAGAGGAACAAUCACUCAGCUCAGACCCGAUUGAUUCCCCAGACGUAUUACGGCUAUCGCUUAAGAUAAUCGAGCUUCUGUUUGGCGCGGCCACUGAUUCGAAGCCUUGCGGCAUUGAGGAUCCACCAAGCUCUCUGCGGCAUUCAAGCAUUCUCUUAAAGCAUACCUUACUCGCCUUACUUCCCAGCCGAUUGAGACUCCGGACGACGUGCGAAGAGACGGACGCAAUUGCGAUUCAAUCGGACAUAUAUCCCAGACCUUGUUUCAGCCACGAGCCAACUGUUCUUUGCCAUGGAGCAAACGUUCAUGACCAUUCAUUCCACGGACCCCAGCGCUGCCAUAUUAUUCGUGUCCGACUCAGUCUACGACAUACUGGGUUAUACCCCCCAGGAAGUGCAGGGAAAAUCAUGUUUUGACUUCUUUCACCCCGACGAGGUACCCUUCGCUCGCUCUAUCCACAGUCGCGGUGUCUUGCUGGACAAGGCAGCUGUGCUUCACUAUGCUCGCAUCAUGGCCCGCGAUGGUCAGUGGGUGAGCUGUGAAUGCUGCUUCACUGUCGUCCACGAUGUCUUGGUUGCCUGUACCAGUAUUUAUCGACGAGAUGAAAAGAGUCACAGACGAGCCGUCGAAGCACCUCAGAUCCGUCGAUUAUUCUCGAGCUCUCCUCGGGAUCCUCGUUACCACAUGCUGGAGCAUCUCUCACCCAAAUUCAGAAUGCCUCCUGUGGAACGCGAGCCCCGCGCAGCUCUCAUUCUCAAUAGGUUCACCCGCACUCUGACCGUCAUGUUCGCCACCAAUGCAGUCUCCUCGAUCCUUGGCGUCAGACCCGACCAGAUCAAAGCCAAGAGCUUUUAUGAGUGCAUACAGGAGAACUGCCUGCCGGAUGCCAUCCGCUGUUUGGAAAGUGCAAAGGCCAAUGAUUCAAUUGCCUAUCUGAGGUUCUGGUACAGAGAUCCACGUCGGCCUGAGGAUUUUGACGAUGAGGAGGAAGACGAAGAGCACAACAGCGGCAAUUCCAGUGACUCCGAUGGCGGAGGCGUCCAACUCGACGGCCGCAUGGAUAUUGACGAUGAUGACGGUCCUGUGAUCAAACAAGAAGAACAAGGCCGUCCAGAUAUGUCGAAUCACAGCUCUGCGAACCAAACAGCGACUACAAACGCCUCUGGCUCGAGCAACGAGACGCAGAACACUGCAGCUACCUCCGCCCCUUCGGCCGACGGAUCAGCCGCCCAGGCAUCGACGCCCGCGGAGCCCAUGCGAAACCGUCGGCGCGAACCGCCCCAGGCUUUUGAGCUCGAAGCUGUCGUGUCAUGCACGUCCGACGGUCUUGUCGUCGUAAUUCGCAGAGCGCGCCCACCGAUUCCGGCACCUCACCCGCCGUUGGUCGUCCCAACCUACACCAAUGGUCUCUUUGCGGCGCCUUGGGGUCAUCAUCCCAUCCGGCCUCAAGUUCCCCAGGAAUCGCUCUACAAUUUCAGACCUCCUCUUAUGCCUCAGUACAUGCCUUUGCAAGACAACGUCAUGGCUGCUGGGGGCCCACCUGUGGACCAUCUAAUGAGCUCCAUCAGAGAUGUUGCCGUCUUCGCAUGGGCAUUGGUAGGAAUCAACGGCAACCUCGCGACAUACACGCGAGGCAUGCCGCGUGGCGAGUCUAUACCAGAUAGUGGCCUACCUAUAUGGGAUCCCAAUGCAGGAAGUACUUCUUUACAUGGACCGGAAAACCAGGCAGUUCGUCGAUGGACGCAGUACGACAAGGAAAAGACCUUUGGUCCGCCCUCGGCGGCCUACCGACAGUCGUACAACCAAGGCAUGCCGUCCGGGUAUAGCCAUGUGCCUCAGAUGGGCAGUUACAUCUACUCUCAGCCGGCGCCGCCCACGUGGCCCGGCCUACAGCCUGCCUACACAUCGGCUUACGACCCUUACUCGAGGAACAACCACCAUCGAGAACAGCAGCAUCAGCAUCACCAACCGCAGCCUCAUUACGACUACCAGCCUAGUCGUCACCAGCCUCAACCACAGUCACAAGAAUUUGGUCAACGAGGAGCUCUGCAAAAUCAGCCAUGGGGCGAAAUACCCCCACCGUACAACGGCCAAGGCCAAGCGAAUGGUCAUUCCCAUGGCCAUGCGGGCGGGCAUUCGAACGGACAAUCCAAUGGUCAGUCCAACGGGCAGCCUAAUGGGCAGGCUAACGGUCAGUCCAAUGGACAAUCCAAUGGACAUGCAGACGGAAACUCCGGCAAUAGUUCAAACGGAUCGGCAGGGCCAAAUGAUGGAUCACACGGUCACCGUUACCCAUGGCAGUAGUUGAAACACUCGAACAUGGGAGACAGCAGCAUAUGGAUGACCAACCAAUAAUUACAGGAGCGCAAUGGCGGACUCCAGACG